Messenger RNA from Vespa velutina, 3352 nucleotides. RefSeq lists its product as uncharacterized. The record is from RefSeq and is a predicted model, not a curated record. The transcript has 7 exons. Bases 2096 to 3322 code for a protein of 408 amino acids. NCBI's taxonomy places the organism in Eukaryota, Metazoa, Arthropoda, Insecta, Hymenoptera, Vespidae.
CCCCACGCAAUCCCAAACCACCCUUCUUUCUCUCUUUCUGUCUCUUUCGUUUCGGAUCUUCCCAUUCCAUCGAUGGUCUACCCUCCCUUUUUUCUCUUUCUUCAAAUUAGCCCCCUAAUGUUCUCGUGCCCUUUCUCUCUCUCUCUCUCUCUCUUUCUCUCUCUCUCUCUCUCUCUCUCUCACUCUUUCUUUCUUUUUCUCUCUUCCUUUUUAGAGGCCUCUUUAUACAGAGAUCUCAUUCGUUCGAGUCUUCGAGUUUCUAGUCGAGGGAGGAUAAAUUUGCGUUUCCGUAAGACCAACUCCACUACCAACUCAUUUUUUCCUUUCUACUACCCCUUUUUCAAAGUUCGCGAGAAAGUUCAUAUUUACUAGCGUCGCCGUAAUAUAUCGUUUUGCCCCCCUGCGGAAACCUUGCGGUUACUAUAUCCGAAUGAAACUCAACGUAGAAAGGCUAUAUACGUUGCCAUCGUUUUGCACGGCCAUCGAGGAGGUCGUUUUUCGAGAAGGCAAGUUUUUUAAUACAUACUGAACCAGUUUCGAAGACUAUUGAUUCGCCUCACGAAUACAGUAUAGAUUUAUCGUUCGGUAGUCGGAAAAUAAACGAACGUAAAAGAGACUAUAUUAUUUUCUACAGUGAUAAAGUAUUAUAUAUUAUCGUAUCAUUAUAAAUUAUGCUUUUAUUGUUGUUCGUAGCUAUCUCUUGUAUUUCAAAAUAUUAAUUUUAUACACACUUUCAAGCUCAUUCUACAUUCCUACAAUUAAAAUCUCAUAAGUUUAAAAUUAGAUAACUACUUACGCAAAGGUCAUAAAAUCAUCAGGGGAAAGACAGGUCAAAUUACUUAACAAACAACUAUCCUGACAUCACUAAACGUACCUUUACGACGAUACAAUCGGAACAUCUUAUUUCUGACUCACAGUUCUGACUAACUGAACAAUGAGGAAAUUUCGUAGUACCUACGUGAAUAUGAUGUAACGACGAGCUGGAACAUCAUCGACAUUGUCCGCUUGCAAUUUCGACCGUCAGCCGCACACUUCGAAUACCCAAGCGGAACAAAUUGUUCCGUCCGCGUUUCGUAACGGCUGCGUCCAUUAGGGAGACAAGAUUGUGCAAAAUCGUAAAUUGACAGAGCUCGUUCGAAAUACAAAUUAAGAUCAAAAAUAUACAAAGCUAUUAUCAAUGGCAUUUUGAUUGAUCAAAGUAUUAUUUGAUCUAUAGAUCUUAUCAAAAUCAAUGAUUCGUAAAAUAGUUUUUAAAGUUAUAGAAAAGGAAAACACGAAAUUGUAAAAAUUUUAUGAGUGUCUUUUGAGAUUUUUAGAUGGAUUAUUCUGGAGAAAGUUUGAAGAAGAACAACGAAAAAGGAUAGAUAAUUUAAAGAAACUUCAAGUUAAAUUAAGAAUUUGAUACGAUUCUUGGCUUCGCCUGCUUGAAAUAAAUAAACACGAUACAGAUAAGUUCAUCGUUGCACUUCCAAUGGGAAAGUUAAGAAUAGGAAAAGAAAAAGUGUCCACGACACGCAUUUCGAAUUUCCAGGAAGAAAAAUAUCAAUUUGAUAUUAAUCUGAAAUGAAAGUAUUUGGACCAUGGUGACCACCAUGGUAAAAUAAUUUUUCAUGUUAAUGAAGAAGUUCGUCCAGUUAUUUUUAUUACUGGUUCAAAUAAACUAUAUCAGAGAUUUAUUUAUUAUCCAAAAGUAUUGCGAUCGAACUUAUAUAUCGAAUCUAUUCCAUAGAACUCGAUCACAAUAAAGACGAUCAUUAAUAUUAUUAUUAUCACUGUCAUCAUUGAAUAUAAUAAAUGAGAAAUAUUUUUCUACUGAAAAAAAAAAAAAAAAAAACAAAACAGAAAGUCGUAAUUUCAUAGCCUUCCUUGUUAGAAUAUGACAAUAUACCAUGCGUGACCACUUUAUAAAAGGGUGAAACUCUACAAAUUAGAAAGUCAGUUCUGUGACGACGUUCCGCUAGUUAGUGCAAAGAUCUGUCAAAUGAAACGCCUUUGAAAGAACUUCGAAGAUGACAUUGAGAAGUAAAUAAAGUGAAUAAAGUGAAUAAAAUUACAACGAUUUAUUUCGAUUGAUCAGAAACCGAUUUCCGAUAUAAUGACUCUACAAUAUUUUCUGAUUUUCUUUAUUUUUUUCAUCGUUUGUCAUGGAUUAUCAGAGGAAAGAGAAUAUUCUUCAACAGACGAACUUUUAAAGAAGCAAUUUACAGAAGACAGAUUUUUUCCGAAUAUCGUACGAGAUAGAAAUUCCUCCAAAGGUUUCCAGACGAAGAAUAACGAAAAUAAUUCCGAUGAUAAAAACACUGAUAAAAAAGCAAGAACUGUUAUUCGUGGAUCACCGUCUUUGGAAUCGAGAGGUUCCAACUGUUGCGGAAAUAGACAUGGUUCAGGUUCAUCGUCUCGACCAGAUUACAACAGGAUUCCAUCGGAAAAUAAUCAUUAUUCAUCUUCGUAUGGAGACAGAAAUGUCGACAGACAUAGUUGGCAAAUUCCAAUUCGACCCAUGAGUUCAAAUAUAGGUAGUGAAAGACCUAACGUUGGAAGUUACAGUGGUAGCUAUGGUGGAAAUGGUGCUUAUAGUGGAACUUACGCAGGAGAUAGAUAUGGACAAAGGCCUAGUUACGGAAGUGAAAGUUCUAAUAGACCAGGAUCAAAUUAUAAUUCAGCAGAUGCUGGUGGAUACGGUUAUGGUAAUGGUGGAUAUGGUAGUUAUGGCGGCACACGACCUGGACAUGGAAUCACAGCUACUUUAGAAAAUGGAAAUGAUUUUAAUCCUGACGAACCUGAUAUUCCUGACAAUAAUGUCCCACAAUAUCCAGGAAGUAAUAUCCAAACUCAAAAGGCCGUUGCUUUAAAAGCUUUAGCCGGAGUCGCUUUGAUCGGCGCAGCCGCGGCUUUAGCUACAAAUCCGGUUCUUCUACCGAUUGGAAUUGUUUCCGGGAGAAGAAAACGUUCUGAAAUUACUUCCGCGGACAACGACAUUAUGAAUUACGUUUUACAAAUGAUAGCGACGAAUUUCUCUCAAACGUAUGAUAAUGGAAGAUUUGAAAAUAAAAAAUAUGUCUCUCCGAAAUGUGUAGCCAGAUUGACAUGCGAAAUACGUAAAGAUUAUAUGAUCGAUAUUACUGAAGAUAUUAAAAAUCAACACGAUGGGAAAAUUACGAAAAUACAAUUUAACAAAUUAAUUCAAAAUAACGUUCUGAAUGCUGAAACUAUAGAUAAUAGCGUUAAGGAAUUAAUUAAAAUGGCUCUCACCGUAAGUUCAAAUAGAGGAAAUUGUGGAGUAUUCGCUUGUAAUUUUAGACGUAAUAAUUUAUCCAAAUAAUAUAAAAUAAUUUUGUCUUUAAUUAAUCAU